GAUGUAACUUUUGAGCGAAUACGUAUGAUCGGUUGCCAUUCAACAGGCGCUUUUUAAAUCUCGUUUAUCUCAAAUGAUCAAUGCGUAUAGAUUAUGUUAUAAUAAUAAUUAUAUAUAUUGAAAUAUAUCUAUCAGAGAAAUACUAUUUUAUCCUUCUUGGAAGUUUCAUUUAUGAUUCAUUUAAUUUUUAUAAUAUUUUUAUUCCUACGCAAGGGUUAUUUUUGAUGAUCCUUUAUCAUUAUUUUAAAGGCUGAAAAAUUCUUUGAACUAUCACUAUUUUACUUUUUUUUUAUCUACUCAACGAUAACUUAUCUAUGUCAUUUACGCUUAUAAAAAGAAGUCGUACUGACAAAUGAGACAUAUUUAAUGUUUCUCCGAUUUAAUAAUUAAAACAUUUACCAUGAUGAAACUAUACAUCAUUCUUCCUUUUUUACUCGUUACCUUGGCUGCUAUCCUAGCAGUACCUAUUGAAGAUGAGUACAAAGAUUUGUUAGAAGAGAACAUCGCAGAAAUCAGCGAUAUACGCAAUAGCAAAAAUAAACUUUUACUUUGUCAAAAAUCUGGAAAAAUUGGAGAAUGGAUAGGAGACACUGCUUGUUACGCUCGUUGUGUAUUUUUUGGAAAACAAUUCGGUGGUUAUUGUUAUCGUAGUAUUUGUUAUUGUAGAUCGAGAAUAAUGUAAUACGAUUUAUAUGAUAUUAUUUUAUAUA
Vespula pensylvanica (western yellowjacket) is the source of this 710-nucleotide messenger RNA. RefSeq names its product defensin-1-like. The coding region runs from base 401 to 682 and encodes 93 amino acids. The record is from RefSeq and is a predicted model, not a curated record. Lineage: Eukaryota; Metazoa; Arthropoda; Insecta; Hymenoptera; Vespidae. Gene Ontology annotation, biological process: defense response. The transcript is spliced from 3 exons.